Hypomesus transpacificus is the source of this 1731-nucleotide messenger RNA. Its product is annotated as ras-related protein Ral-B-like. The record is from RefSeq and is a predicted model, not a curated record. Gene Ontology annotation, biological process: Ras protein signal transduction. Gene Ontology annotation, molecular function: GDP binding; GTP binding; GTPase activity. NCBI's taxonomy places the organism in Eukaryota, Metazoa, Chordata, Actinopteri, Osmeriformes, Osmeridae. The transcript is spliced from 5 exons. Gene Ontology annotation, cellular component: plasma membrane. The coding region runs from base 175 to 780 and encodes 201 amino acids.
CCGGCCAAGCUAGGCUUUAGGACUUCGGAAAGCUCUAUUCUUCGGUAGAAGGGUGGGUGAAGCAGUGAAAGUUUAAACCUCACUUGUUGAAACUUCAGCGUUUUAUUUUAUGUCAGAUUUAUCAACAGAAGGCAAACUCGUUACGAGUCCUCUGGGUUGGUGUUGACUGAAGUGAUGGCAGCCAACAAAAGUAAAAACCAGAGCUCCUUGGUUCUGCACAAGGUCAUCAUGGUUGGCAGUGGGGGAGUGGGCAAGUCUGCCCUCACGCUACAGUUCAUGUAUGAUGAGUUUGUGGAGGACUAUGAGCCCACCAAAGCAGACAGCUACAGGAAGAAGGUGGUUCUGGAUGGGGAAGAGGUCCAGAUUGACAUCCUGGACACUGCGGGCCAGGAGGAUUAUGCUGCCAUCAGGGAUAACUACUUCCGCAGUGGAGAGGGCUUCCUGUUGGUCUUCUCCAUCACAGAGCAUGAGUCCUUCACUGCCACUUCCGAGUUCAGGGAGCAGAUCCUCCGUGUGAAGGAGGAAGGCAUGAUUCCUCUGGUGGUGGUGGGGAACAAGUCGGACCUGGAGGAUCGCAGGAAGGUAACCGUAGAGGAAGCGACCACCAAGGCGCAGGAGUGGGGGGUGCCUUACGUGGAGACUUCUGCCAAGACGCGUGCCAAUGUUGACAAGGUGUUCUUUGAUCUCAUGCGUGAGGUACGGAAAAAGAAGAUGUCAGAGAACAAAGACAAGAACGGGCCGAGCGGCAGAAACAAGAAGCGAAAAUGUGUCAUCCUCUGAUCUGAUCCAGGCUUCAGUGCCUCCAUGCCAAACACCAGCCUGGGCUAAACGGACUGAGCCAAACCUACCGAUACCGCAUACUGAUUUCCCUUGCCUUCUCGUUAGCACCAAUCUGUACUGAAUCAUACAGGCUUCUCACUCAGUGCCAGCGUGUGACGGCACCACCAACUUCUUGUAUGAUGUGUUGUUUAUGUCAUUGGAGGGAACUAAGCUAGUUCCUCAUUAUUAUUAUUUUUGAAUGGGAAUUUCUCCGUCAGUACAGUAUGUACAGUACACUAGCAUUGAUAUGGAUCCACGGGCUUCAUCACCCACCUGUACACAGCUGUCUCUCACUAUACCCUGGUCCUGUAGUUGUAUGUGUCUACCGAGGAUGCCAUUUUCAUAAAGCUCCCCCGGGAAGAAGGAAGGGAUUUGGUUGGCAGAAACUAGCUCUGAAUACACGGACUCUGACUAGCUGCCCUUGGUGGGCUUCAUACACAGACUUUCUUGAUUCAAACUCCACUCCACUGUACUGGGCAGCAGCGCCAACUUCUACCUGCUCAACUUUUGUUAUGACAUCACAAAGACAAUCACUAAAUAUAGCAGACUGUGUGUUUUGGAAGUAAGACGUUCAGUGUGUGUCCAUUAUCAGAAAGAAGUGUAAUUACUUUGCUUUUGGGGUGGGCCCUUUAUAUUUGUAAUCCUUUAUAUUGUCUUCCACUACACAUUUGUUACUGCAUUUUAAACGAUCAAAGUGUGUACUAUAUUGUACGUGUAAGUGUGUACACAUGAUUCAUAAUCCUGGAAAUGUAAGGAAUCUAUAUUUAUGUUCCUCUGUGAUUUGCAAUCCAGACCCUCUUUGUGUGAACCACCCUAUCAGUGCACUUUCUCUACCACCAAAAUAUAAGAUUCUCUGCUGCUUUCCUUAUCACAAAACAUGUAUACGUUUGGUAAUAAAGAACACAAACUUGC